AUGAAGGGAUAUAUAGAUAUAUUGGCCCCAUCUGCGCCGGAAACAUCUAGCGUGAGUCAAAGAGGUGAAAAAGAGGGGGAACGCGCCUUCCAAAGCUCGCGGCAAAACGAAAGAAGAAGUCCACAGCCACUGAUAAUCCGCUAUUCGACUCUCUCCGGCCACCACCAUCCUCAUCACCCAGCAUUCGUACCAACCAUGUCCUCUGGUGUUGGCGUCAAUGAUCAAUGCCUGACCGCGUUCCAGGACCUUAAGCUCAAGAAGAAGUUCAAGUACAUUAUCUUCAACCUCAACAAGGACCUGACCGAGAUUGUCGUCGAAAAGACGUCCGACAAUCAAUCCUAUGACGAUUUCCUCGGGGAUCUCCCCGAGACCGAGUGCCGAUGGGUCAUCUACGACUUCGAGUUCGAGAAGGAGGGCGGAGGGAAGCGAAACAAGAUCAUCUUCCUGUCCUGGUCUCCCGAUGACGCGAAGAUCAAACAGAAGAUGGUGUUCGCCUCAUCCCGAGACGCCCUCAAACGCUCACUGACAGGCGUUGCUGUUGAGAUACAAGGAACCGACUUCUCAGAGGUCGCCUAUGAGAGCGUUUUGGACAAGGCCAAUCGUGGUCAUUAA
Molecule: messenger RNA, 612 nt
Organism: Cyclocybe aegerita
Lineage: Eukaryota; Fungi; Basidiomycota; Agaricomycetes; Agaricales; Hemipholiotaceae
Source: the annotation of a GenBank genome assembly